AAAGAUGACUCUGUGAAACAAAAUGGAUUCAGCCAAGUCCAGCCUUAUCCCAAACGCACAGCAUGUAAACAACGGAGGGGGGAGUGAAUCACCAAUGGAAGAAACGGUGCUGCAGACUGUGGAUGGAGAGAGGCAGAGGGAGACGGAAACCAGAGAGCUUGAUGUCGUUGACGGGAAAGCUGAAGACCUAAACAUCCACCACAAGAGGGCAGCAGACAAACACAAGUACAGCACAAUCGGCUAUCAGAGGCGAACGAAGCAAAAGGUCGUGGAUGACUUUGCAACUCUGAGUAAAGGAACUUCUGCAGGAGCCAAACCCAGAACUGCACUCAAACAAGUCCUGUUCAGCCAGGGAGUGUCUGACAAAGCGUCUGAGGAGCGAAGUCAACUGGAUGGGUUGAAGCAAGUCCUGGAGGCCUUCUCUCUGUCAGAGGAUCUCAGGUGGAGAUGGAACGAGGAAAGUCAGGGAACCACGCUGGAGACGAGCUGGACAGAUAUAGUGCAGUCUCAUUCAACAAUGUCAAAAAUGCAGAGACACCAGCAGGAGGCGCUGUGGGAGUUUGUCUAUACUGAACUCACCUUCAUCAACAAGCUGCUUAUUAUAAAAGACUUGGUUAUUGCGGCUCUUGUCCAAUUGCACCAAAAAGGAUUUCUCCAGGAGGUGACCCCCGAGCAGCUUUUCUCCAACCUCCCCUCCAUCCUCGAAGAACAUCAGCAGUUCUGGCAGGAGGUGGUUUAUCCGAUGUUACAGGAAGCGCGAAAAACGGGCAAUCCCUUUGACCCCAUGAGGUUAGACCCUGGAUGCCUCCAGUUUCAUAAACGCUUCUCUUCCUAUCAUGAAUACUGCUGGAAGGAGGAAGACAAUCUUGAAUUCUCGCGCAGGCAGAUGGAGAACAACCUACAUUUCUCCACUUACGUCCAGUGGGUAGAGAAUCAUCCUCAGGGCAAUCGGAUGCGUCUUGGAGACAUGCAGGCCAAACCCCAUCAGAGGAUCACAAAGUAUCCCCUGCUGCUCAAAGCUGUGCUCAAACACACUCAGGACCCUCAUGUGGAGCACACACUCAGAGGCAUGUUGUUCAGUGUAAAGAAAUUUUUGGAAGGUAUCAAUGACUACCUGCGACUAAAAGAUGAGCAACACGCACUCAACAUCUCUGCUCAGAGGUUUGAUGGGUAUGAGGUGGAUGGACUAAAUGAGGAAAUUGACAGGCAUGUCCGAGAGAUCUGCAAGUUUGACCUAACGUGCCCCAUCAAAGGUGUAGGUUCUGAAGUUGUACGCAAGCUGCUGCGUGAGGAGAGCUUGAAGGUUCGAGGCAGGAAAGACAGUAAACUGGAGUUGGUGGCUCUGCUUUUCUCAGAUGUGCUUCUACUCACCAAAGUCCAGAAGAAAACAGAGCGGCUGAAGGUGGUUCGACCUCCUCUGGCCCUCGACAGGAUGUACUGCAUACCACUGAAAGAUGGCUAUUCAUUUCUCCUUGUGGAGGUAGGUGAGCUUCAGAGCGCUAUGAAUGUCGUCAUACUUGUCGCCAGCACCUCAGAGAAUUGCUCCAUAUGGGUGUCCACCAUCCACCAAGCGAAGGAAACACUGAGGCAGUUGAGAGAGGCAGAGCACAACAGACAGGAGACAGAGACAAACCAGCAAAAUGAAAACCCAGAAGCAAUGACAGACGAUGUGGAGACAGAAGAACAACCUGUUGCACAGCCAGGAAUGGAGACCUCAAUGGACGAAUCCACUGAUGAUACUUUUAUCUCUAACUCGAUAAAUGGGUUGGCAGAGCCAGAACCGUAUCAAUCUCCAGAUGAGAUGACCACUAAUAAAACUGAGUUACCUUUCUGGUGCACAGAGCCCAAUAACACUGAGGACAAAAUCGGGAGCAGGAGGCGUUCACCAGCUUUCAGGGGACAUGAAUGGAUAGAAUUGGGAGUGAGGUAUGAUCAAAGUGGAACCCAGGGGGAGGAUGAAGAUAGAAUUGUUGAAUCUCAGAUUACAGAGGAGCAGAGCAUGACUUUGAGACAGUCUUUCCCUCCUCAGGAUUCUCUCACAAGUGCUGCACUGCCAUUUAAACAUAACACUGUAAGAACAUACAGAUUUUUACCAGGUGAACUCCCAGAUGUUGACUACCCAACAAAUGAAGAUGACACUUUACAAUCUAAUUAUCAACCGAUAAUAAUGAAGGGACCUGAGUUUUUAAGACAGCAAGAAAUAUUAACAAGAAAAGACUCAGAUUCCCUCUCCGUGAACCAGGACACAGGGAGAAAUUCCAGUGGCAGUCUGUUUGGAGACACUAAGACACCUCAACAGGCGUGGGUCUCCAGAAAUAUAAAGUCAACUGGGAUACAACGGAGGAGACCAGUAAGCACAAAUCCAGUCACUUUUCGCACAUCUAAGGAGUUUUUUCAGAGUUUGGAACAAACUGGGGCUGCUUCAAACAACUACUUUUCCUCUAAUUUUGGCUCAGACUACAACCCAAAGCUGAAAAGAAACUCUCUUCCUACCUACAUGCCCUACCAAUCUAAUCCACAGCAGACACUCAAACUGGGCACCCUAAAGUCAAACCCAGACACGUUUUGGAACGAUAGAGUCUUUUCUGAUCCCCAAGCCUUCUCUGAAUCUGAGCUGCCUGACAGGGAGUUUGAAAACAAAAAGCCCAAAAUAAAAACCCACAGAAGUUCUUCUGUUUCCAACAUGAAACCAAAAGGAAAAGCCAGAUUUCGCCCCAUUAGCUUACACACGUCACCCCAAGCAGACGAUGAACAUUCCUCACGACUGGAGGGCCUUUUAGAAAGAGCAAAAGACAGAGACAGGGGGAGAGGAGGAUUUAAAAAAGACAGAAAUUUAAAAACAACAAAUCUGAGGUCAAGAGACCGUUCUCCUUCUCCCUCAUUUUCUGCCACAUCUUCGCCGUCACGCAGUGAUGGAGACAGAGACACAGACUUGGAGGAAGUGGAAGUAGCAAGACCCAAGGCCCUCAGCGUGAGUCAAGGAUGGAAGGAGCAGCUGGUAGAUGGAGAUGAAGAUGAGCAGGUGAACAGUGUGUUUGCAGAAGGUGUAAAUGUGGAUUGGCCCGGCUGGUGCUUUGAUGACGAAGAAGUUAAUGAUCAUUUACGUCCUUCCACAAAUGGUUUUCUGGAGGAAAUCAACCAAUCUUUGGCCUUGUGUGGUAUCAGCGAACUGUCGGAGCAAGAAGAUGGCAAGUGCAGCCAGGUGUAGCGCGGAAACGGCAUUGCAGCUGUAGCCACAGAGUGGUUUCAGCACUAAACUGCCAGCCAGCUAGCUGAGGUCAGUCGCAGUGGGUUGGUUAAAAAUUUAGUCUGUGAAUCUUAAUUUCAGAGCGAUGAAUUGACAAGGAUGGUAGACUUGAUUGAAGCAACGUAAGGAGGGAAAGGAGAUUUACAAAAGAUACUUCUUUGCACAAAUAUUUUAUUUGUAGCACAUCGGUCCUUACUGUCUGAAUUUUGGACCAUUAAUUAUUCUGAAGUGAAUGUAAAAUAGCGAUAAAUAGUAGUCAGUGUUUGGUUUAUAGAGCUAGUGUUUGAUGUAAAUACUGAAACUUGUUUUCUAAGUUGCUGUGUAUUUUAUUUAUAUGAGCACCAAUAGUUCUCUGCCACUGACCAACAAUAAUUCGACUGUGCAUACGUGUAAUAAACAAAAAUAGAUUUA
Messenger RNA from Neolamprologus brichardi, 3658 nucleotides. RefSeq names its product pleckstrin homology and RhoGEF domain containing G6 (gene plekhg6). Lineage: Eukaryota; Metazoa; Chordata; Actinopteri; Cichliformes; Cichlidae. Gene Ontology annotation, biological process: Rho protein signal transduction; endothelial cell migration. Gene Ontology annotation, molecular function: guanyl-nucleotide exchange factor activity. The record is from RefSeq and is a predicted model, not a curated record. Gene Ontology annotation, cellular component: plasma membrane; endocytic vesicle; axon.